AUUUAUUAAGUCUACAAUUUUUAUACGCUACCGAAGUCUACUCUAACAAUUUGCUCCUCGAUUUCCUCGCUCCCCCAUUAUAAAUCAAAAGAGUCGAUUUUGGGGAUUAUUCAAUACAAGGAAGAGAGAUUUUACUCGUUUGAAGAACAGACCAAGAUGGGGAAGGUUUUUAUGGUGGAGCUGGUAGGGCAAAUCUACAGUUGCAAACACUGUCGCACCCAUCUUUCUACACACCAAGACAUCAUGUCCAAGUCUUUUCAAUGCAAGUAUGGACAAGCUUAUCUCUUCAGUAAAGUUGUAAACAUUUCAAUUGGAAAGAAAGAAGACAAAAUGAUGUUGACUGGACUUUAUACCAUAACUGACAUUUUCUGUGUUGGUUGUGGAUCAAACGUUGGCUGGAAAUACGAGACUGCCCAUGAUCAGAGCCAGAAGUACAAGGAAGGAAAAUCUGUUCUUGAAUUGUAUAAGAUUUUGGGUCCUCAUGACAGCAACGACUUGGUUUGUCAACAAAUUUCACAACUUUUGAUUUAA
Eutrema salsugineum is the source of this 531-nucleotide messenger RNA. RefSeq names its product protein yippee-like At3g55890. Gene Ontology annotation, cellular component: ubiquitin ligase complex. Bases 157 to 531 code for a protein of 124 amino acids. Lineage: Eukaryota; Viridiplantae; Streptophyta; Magnoliopsida; Brassicales; Brassicaceae. The record is from RefSeq and is a predicted model, not a curated record. The transcript is spliced from 5 exons.